Molecule: messenger RNA, 2405 nt
Organism: Fragaria vesca subsp. vesca
Lineage: Eukaryota; Viridiplantae; Streptophyta; Magnoliopsida; Rosales; Rosaceae
Product: mitochondrial Rho GTPase 1-like
Exons: 15
Coding region: 92-2041 (649 amino acids)
Biological process (GO): small GTPase-mediated signal transduction; mitochondrion organization; regulation of mitochondrion organization
Cellular component (GO): mitochondrial outer membrane
Molecular function (GO): calcium ion binding; GTPase activity; GTP binding
Source: RefSeq, a predicted model, not a curated record
AGCAGCCUCACCUCCACCACCUCCCCUAGGGUUUAUCUCUCUCCCUGGGUUUUAUCUCCCUAUCGAUCAGCCCCUCAUACUUCAGUUCCGAAUGGCGAGAACUGCAGCUGGAAACGCGAACCAGCACCACGGCGGCCGGACGGCGGUUCGGAUUGUGGUGGCGGGAGACCAGGGGACUGGAAAAUCGAGCUUGAUUGUGACGGCGGCGGCGGAGAACUAUCCGGCGAAUGUGCCUCCGCUGCUGCCGCCUACACGGUUGCCUGAAGAUUUCUACCCCGAGCGUGUGCCUAUUACGAUUAUUGAUACUUCUUCUAAGCCGGAAGAUAAUGUUAAAGUUGCGGAAGAUUUGAAGGCUGCUGAUGCAGUUGUGCUAACUUAUGCUUGUGAUCAGCCUCAUACACUUGACCGGUUGAGUACCUUUUGGCUUCCAAAGCUUCGUCAGCUAGAGGUAAGGGUUCCUGUUAUAGUCGUUGGUUGUAAGCUCGAUUUGAGAGAUGAGAACCACGAGGUGAGCCUGGAGCAAGUGAUGUCACCAAUAAUGCAACAGUUUCGGGAAAUUGAAACUUGCAUAGAGUGUUCGGCAUUUAAACAUAUUCAGAUUCCAGAGGUUUUUUACUAUGCACAAAAAGCUGUUCUUCACCCAACAGCCCCAUUAUUCGAUCAGGAAACACAGACUUUGAAGGACCAAUGCGUGCGAGCCUUGAAGCGGAUAUUCAUUCUCUGUGAUCAUGACAGGGAUGGUGCCCUUAGUGAUCCAGAAUUGAAUGAUUUCCAGGUUAAAUGUUUCAAUGCUCCACUACAACCUUCUGAAAUAGUGGGUGUGAAGAGGGUUGUGCAAGAGAAGUUACCAGAAGGAGUCAAUGACCAGGGGCUUACACUGACAGGAUUCCUCUUCCUGCAUGCACUAUUUAUAGAGAAGGGACGUCUAGAGACAACUUGGACUGUUCUCAGGAAGUUUGGCUAUAACAAUGAUAUACGACUUUCAGAAGAACUAAUUCCAAAUAUCCCAAAACGGACUUCAGACCAGAGUGUGGAGCUGACAAAUGAAGCAAUCGAUUUUCUGAGUGCAACAUUUAACUUAUAUGACGAUGACCGUGACGGGGCCCUACGACCACGGGAACUGGAAGAACUAUUUUCGACUGCUCCUGUAAGUCCAUUUAGUGAAUUUCCAUACAAAGAAGCUGAAGAGAGAAAUGCAUUUGGAGGCCUCUCACUUGACGGGUUCUUGUCACAGUGGGCCCUCAUGACACUCCUAAACCCAGCUUCUACCAUGGAGAAUCUUAUAUACAUUGGUUAUGCUGGUGAUGUUUCCUCUGCAAUCCGUGUUACUAGGAAAAGGCGUUUAGAUCGCAAGAAACAACAAUCAGAAAGAAAUGUCUUCCAAUGCUUCGUCUUCGGCCCAAAGAAGGCUGGAAAGUCUGCAUUGUUGGAUUCUUUUCUUGGAAGGCCAUUUUCUGAUAACUAUCAUCCCACCACCGAGGAACGUUAUGCAGUUAACCAUGUUGAUCAGCCUGGGGGAACCAAGAAAUUCCUAGUGUUGAGAGAAGUUCCCGAAGAUGGAGUUAGCAAAUUACUGUCUAGUAAAGAUGCUUUGGCUGCUUGUGACAUAGCUGUAUUUGUUCACGACAGUUCUGAUGAAUUGUCUUGGAAGAGAGCAACUGAGUUGCUGGUAGAAGUUGCUAGUCAUGGUGAGAAUACUGGUUUUGAGGUGCCUUGCCUCAUUGUUGCAGCUAAGGAUGAUCUGGAUUCAUUUCCAUUGGCCAUACAGCAUUCUACAAGGGUCAGUCAGGAUAUGGGAACAGAGGCUCCUAUACCUAUUAGCACGAAGUUGGGUGAUUUCAACAGUGUAUUUCGUAAAAUCGUAAGUGCUGCGGAGCACCCACAUUUGAGUAUUCCCGAGACGGAGGCUGGGAGGAGUCGCAAGCAAUAUCACAGGCUCAUAAACCGCUCGCUCAUGUUUGUUUCAGUGGGAGCUGCAGUGGCCAUUGUUGGACUGGCGGCUUACCGCGUCUAUGCUGCAAGGAAGAAUGCCUCCAGUUAAAGGAUGAUGAAGCUUUCAUUGAAAGAUUGGCUCUUUAGGAGGCCUACGUCCUCGACCUUGAUGGCUUCACAAGGCUGUCGUCUUCAAAUUCCCUGGUUGAAUUGUAGAGAGAUUGCCAAAAAGAAUAUAUAUAUCCUAUUAUUACACCCUUCUACCUCCUGCCUUCUCUACAGCGAGACAUGUAAUGUGCUUAUGUUACCCAGUUCCUUACCAUGGGUAAAGGUCCUCUGAAACUACGAUGGAAUGAGUUAUUAGCUAGUGCAGUGAAAUAUUUUGGCUAUUACUUGAGCCAAAUGAAGCAUUUUAAACAUUCUCAGAAAAGAAAAAAGAAAAAAGAAUCAAGCAUUUUAAACAACUUUUGACC